Messenger RNA from Myripristis murdjan (pinecone soldierfish), 1630 nucleotides. RefSeq names its product MORN repeat-containing protein 1-like. The transcript has 13 exons. The record is from RefSeq and is a predicted model, not a curated record. Bases 23 to 1513 code for a protein of 496 amino acids. Lineage: Eukaryota; Metazoa; Chordata; Actinopteri; Holocentriformes; Holocentridae.
AUAAACUUAACAAUUUAACCUUAUGCGUUUAGGUUUUGGCCGCUAUGUGUAUGCAAACAGCUUUUUCCGAUAUGAGGGAGAGUGGAACAAGGGAAGAAAGCACGGACAAGGCAAGCUGUUUAUGAGAGAUGGAAGUUACUACGAGGGUGAGUUCAGGCAUGGCGAAAUCGAAGGGAAUGGAUAUCGAUACUGGGCUACGACAGGGGAGUCUUACUCUGGUCAGUUCAGUGAAGGGGAGCUCCAUGGGUUUGGAGUGAUGCACAAAGCCAGCGGUGAGAGAUAUGAAGGACAGUUCUCCUAUGGCCAAAGAGAUGGCCAUGGUUCUCUUGUGGAUAAGGAUGGCCAGACAUAUGAGGGAUCCUUUUAUCAAAACAAGAGGCAUGGUGAAGGCCAGAUGCAAUACAGGAAUGGGGAUCAUUACGAAGGAGGUUGGCUUCUGGACCAAAAGCAAGGCCAUGGAGUGAUGCACUUUGGAGAUGGCUCACUCUAUGAGGGUCAGUGGCGGAACAGCUUGUUCAAUGGCCAGGGGAUGAUGAUCCAUGCUUCUGGAAUCAUCUAUGAAGGUCUAUGGAUGAAUGGGAGACCUCAGGGUGGUGCGUCAAAAAUGCUGAUUGAGGGAGGCGACGCCUUGGAGGUCUUCCAGGAGUCUCCAUUUUGUGUUGAAGUACAACUGCAGACAGAGGAGGGGGAGCAGAUAACAGGUGAGAGCGGUAGGGUUCUGCAGAUAUCAGCAGGCAUUCGCAUGCCUGAUCUCCCUCCAACAUCGUCUGCCAGCCUGCUGAAGAUGGCCAAGGACAUCAAAGAAAGCGCCAUCCAGACACCCUUUGGCUUUCAGGUUGUCAGCUACCCUUUGAUGGAGAGAGCCUUUGAAAGCUCCAGAGGACCAGCAGCCCCCCCCGUGCUGGAGUUAGCGGUGGUGGGGGCUAAAUCAGGCUCGGUGGCGGAGGCUGAGUCGUCGCUCCUGGAGGGCGAGUGGGAGUCUGGAAGCCGAUCAGACGGCCCGGCACAUGGGGGUGGAGGAACUGCCACCCCCAGCUACCUGGACGGGCAUGUCACAGGGCAGGAAGCAAGCUACAGCCCCUGGCCAACCAGGAGGACAGAGCAAGGCCAAGCCAAAUUUCAAGAUUUGAUGUUGGCACCUCCCCCCUCUGAUUUCAUCCCCUUCAAGAUGGAUGACAUUGAAAAGAAACAGACAAAGAAGCCUACACCCGGCAACAGCAGUGACAAAAGCUCUCGUACCCAGGACAACAAGCAAGACAGGAGGCCAAGCGUGGGGUCCUGUUUGACGAGCAACUCCAAGAAAAUGGCCCCGGAGGGCAGGAGUGUGAGACCAGGUGAAUAUGUUAUCAUGGUGAAAGACGUGACCAGCCCGCCAUUCCUGGGCCAGACCAUACCUGUUACUUUUGCCCUUCUGAGAGUUCUCCCAGCCAAGACAAGCAACAGUCAUGCGGACAAGACAGAAAAGACCAAGCCUGAAAAGAUCAUGUCAUGUCCUGUUGACACAGGGAUCUGAUAUACAGUAUUUUACUAUGCAUGCCAAGCGGAUUUAAGCAACUACCACUUCAGCAUCAUACAAGAUCAGUGGCGGGAAAAGGGCUUCUGUUCAGUAAAGCGCUGUGAUGAUUUGAAU